AUGUUCGAUCUGCCCGAACUUAAGUGCCAUCUGUUCUACCUUGCUCUCAUCAUCGUAUGUGUUGUUCGCGGUCCAUACCCAAAUUUUGUCGCUACCGAUAUUCGGCCUGAGCUUGCAAAGCGAUUCCGUUUCGAGGACAUAAUGGUUGGCAACAACUUUAAGGGUUUUUUCCUGCCUCAACAGGAACCGUAUUUUGCCAGUUUUUUUGUGCCUCAGCAGCUUAGAUUCGCCCAGCCCACGCUCCUUCCACACUUGCUCGCCAUCCGUAUCUGUGGCGAAGCGAUAGAGCUUGGAACGUUGCUGCCAGAACAAUUCUUCAUCCUCCUCUCCGGUGACUACCUUGAUCUCCUUGACUUCAACCUGAUGUAA
This is a messenger RNA of Babesia ovata, 369 nucleotides long. Its product is annotated as phosphatidylserine synthase, putative. The coding region runs from base 1 to 369 and encodes 122 amino acids. The record is from RefSeq and is a predicted model, not a curated record. NCBI's taxonomy places the organism in Eukaryota, Apicomplexa, Aconoidasida, Piroplasmida, Babesiidae. The transcript has a single exon.